Angiostrongylus costaricensis is the source of this 579-nucleotide messenger RNA. NCBI's taxonomy places the organism in Eukaryota, Metazoa, Nematoda, Chromadorea, Rhabditida, Metastrongylidae. The record is from the annotation of a GenBank genome assembly.
CUCCUUGAAAAUAUGGUUUCCUGUUCAGGCAUGUUGUCUCGAAAUCUUGCGUUGCCCUGUCUGUGCGUUCGCACGUUGAGAACGUCCGCUCCGAUGACCGGUGGUCACCACAUCGAGCACUGGUGGGGUCCCGAGAAAGCAGCAGGUCGUGAGCUUGUCGGCUUCGGAAUUAAUGGCGACUACACGUAUAUCGACCGUUUGGACUAUUGGUACCCAGCAAUCAGAUUCCGGAAAGAAGACGACGUCAUUGCGCCAAUUAGAAAGAAGGAACUUGGUGAUUGGAAGAACCUUUCCCUUGAAGAUAAAAAGCUCUUGUAUCGCUACAGUUUCAAGCAGACAUUGGCUGAGUUUGAAGCACCGACUGGGUAUUGGAAGGUCAUAUUGGCUUGUUUCUUCUCUGUCUUUUCUCUUGCAACAUUAUACGCUGUCUUCAUAAGCGUCUAUGUGUUCCCUGAGAUCCCAGGAACCUUCCAAGAUGAAUAUAAAGAGGCACAGGUCAAGAGGGCACUCGUUCUUGAAAAGGGCAAUUUCUUGGGAGCGCCAAAAUACUACGACUAUGAAAACAAGAGAUGGAAGUAG